UUCAGGGGCAGUUCCCUGCCGAGUCUCAAGGGCAGGACGAGGCUGGGGGCUCGGCUGAUGUGUGCCCCUCCUAUGCCUACACACGGACCUCGGAGGUCGAAUGCAGUGCCGUUUCAUAUUCCGCAUAAGCGAUUGCUGGAGAAGAUCGAGUUCAAACAGGAGGAACCCGAACCAUUGACUGGCUUCAAGAAGUACCAAGAGGACAUUUUGACUAAAAGACGCCGACUCCCGCCUAUAAAAGCCAAAGUAGUCGGCGAAUCAGGGCCGGGAAGUUCUGGUCAACCAAGCAUUCAGACCGCAGUAACAUUUUUUGACAAAGUUGAGGAAGAACAGAGCAGAGUCAAAGACACCUCGCAAAAGUUAACGAAAGUGGCAGAUCAGAAGGAAUGGAUCGACAAAAUGAGAAGGUCCAAAGACGGCUCAUUUGUCUACUUUACCUACGCCGUUCCCAAAAGCUCUGAGCGAUUCAACCCCUACAUGCUCAAAGUGGUUGGGUAUAAAGAGGUGGACAAGAACAACUUCUUCACCAUGAGCGCCAAAGGCGUAAUGCAGCACAUAGGGAGCGAAGUAGUGUUUACACCUCUGGACAAAUGGGAAGCCGAAUACGACAUGUUCCAGCGCCUGAUGAAAAUCCGCACUUUCAGAACAUUCAGAAAGUGGAAGGGUUUUUACGUGUGGCGCAAGAAUAUUAUCUAUUGCAAGUUUACCUCUGCUCAAAAGCACUUGUCGCAAAACAUGUUCCUUCUGAAUCCCCUUCUCAGACAAGGGCUGAUCGACAUCCAGUACAUGUGCCACAAGAUGGUGGACACCAGCUUUGUGGAGCUCAGCCAAACAGAGAACGUCUGGCUGUUUUACUUUAUAGAAAAUCAGAUGGACAAACUAAAUAAAAUACGGAUGGAAAUCGCAGAAUUUCAUGAGCUCGCCAAGGAAAUUGUGGCGAAUGCUUGCCAUGGAGCCUUGUUGGCCAAAGGAUUUGUUGCUGAUGAGCGCAUAGUUGAUGAACAAAAAGAUCAGAGAAGACGAAGGCAGCAGAAAGCCUCCUACAUAGAGCAAGCCAGUAAGAAGAAAUUCUGCGAGCGCCUUGCGGCGUACAUCAUGCUGGUCGACUACAUGUCCAUCAACAUGCUUCAUCAACUGAUAAUAAACUCCAUCAACGCCCUGAAUGAACUUUUUGAGAAGCACUCCAAAUAUCUGCCGCCUGACGAACAACUGGAGCGGACUGAGGUGGACACCCUGUUGGAAACUGGCCGAGAAAGUGAAGAUCCUUCGUUGCCGCUCUUCGUGGUUAACGUGAUGCUAGAGCCUGAAGAGGUGAAGCUAGACCCUCCGUUAGGCGUGGCCAAGUGCAUCUUUCAACAGACCAUUGAGCUGUGGGAGCAAAGUUGCAGAGAAGUGAAAUCAUUUGUCGCUGACCCGUUCUAUUCUCUCUUCACCACGCCGGUGAUAAACGAGAAAAUCGAAGACCGCAUUUGCGGUUGGGGGCCCACACUGGAUUUCUACCUAGGCAAAGACGAGAAGCUGGAAGAAGACACCAGAAAAGUGUUCGGCUACUUUGAGCUGAAUUAUAACUGCGCUAGCACCUACGUGAAACGAUUGGAAUACAUUCGGGAGUUUUUCGCGGAAGAUUUAAGGGUGCAGGAGGAGGACGUACAAAGAGAAACUGUUACUGAAAACUUCCGAAACAUGUGCAUCCGAUACCACAACGAGAUUGUCACCAUUGAGAAAAUCACCAAGACACAACCACUGGGGUUGCUCUAUCUGAUGCUCAACGACUUUAGAGACACUGCCUUGCCUGAACCUCGUCGAUUGCUGGAAAUAGCCAAAAACGUAAUUCCCUGGAUCGGCCACGAAAAAGUCAGCAGCCUGAUCCAGCAGGUCGAAGAAACAGAGAUCUACUUAGGGCAGGAACCAGUCUCAACUGCAGAUUACGUAAAGUACCUGGAAUACAUCGAAGAGGCUACAUCCAGAGUGGAUAAAAUGGAGGAACAGCUGGACUAUUGCAAGGAGCUCUACGAUAUCACCGAAGAGUUUGCCAUCCCAGUGGCGCAGGAGGAAAUGACCAACUAUCUAGGGCUGAGCGUGUCGCUGGGGAACUUGAGGAACUUCGUGGACAAGAAAAUCGAAGAAACUGGCCGAAUCGUGAAGGCUUUCAACGACCAGAUGAACAAGGACAUCAGUGGGCUAAUUUCGGAAGUGGGACUGAUCAAGGACGAGUGCACGCAACCCUGGCUGUAUGAUAUUGCCUCAAACAUCGACGAAGUGAGCGAGUUUUUGGCCGAUCUUUACGACAGAUUGCUGACCUGCCAAACCAAGGCUGUGGAGUUCAAGAAUUACCAAAAGCAAUUUCGGCUGGAAGUAUCCAGAUUCGAUAUGCUGGAAGAAGUGAUGAACGACGUCAAGCUCCGCAUGCUGUUGUGGGAAAGCGUCGAUUCUUGGGCGAAAACCGUGGAUGAAUGGUACCAUUGCGACUUUGGCACGCUUAAUGUGGAGGACAUGAACCUUUUCACCGCCAAGAACGUGAAGAAUAUCAACCAGCUGGAGAAGGGCCUACCUCCCAACCUCAUCGUUCCCAAGCUCAAAGACGAAGUAGAGCUGAUGAAAGACAAGCUUCCAGUGAUCACAUACCUGCGAAAUCCUGCCUUGAAGGCCAGACAUUGGAUAAAGGUGGAGAAUGUGUUGAAUCACAAGUUCAAAGCUGAGGAAGAAAUGACCCUGGAACAGCUGGAGAGUCUCAACGUGUUCAGCUACCCUCAGGAGCUGAUGGAGAUCUCAGGUCAAGCAAGCAGCGAAGCUGGAUUGGAGGCCCUUUUGCGCAAGGUGGAGGAAGCUUGGAAGGGGUUGGAGUACAUCGUCAUUUCUCAUAAGGACGCCAAAGAUGUUUUUAUUUUGGGCUCUCUCGAGGACGUGCAAGCAGUUCUGGAUGAGAGCAACAUUAACAUCACCACCAUUGCUAGCUCCAGACAUGUGGGCCCUAUUAAAAGUCGCGUGGAAGAAUGGCAGAAGAACUUAGACCUCUUUACACACACCCUGGAUGAAUGGAUGAUGUGCCAACAAAGCUGGGUGUAUUUGGAGGUCAUUUUCUCCGCACCGGACAUACAAAGGCAGUUGCCCAAUGAAGCCAAGUUGUUUGUCAUUGUCGAUAAGUCCUGGAAGGACAUUAUGCGAAGAACUGCCAAGAUGCCGAUCGCAAUGGAAGCGACUUUACAACCUGGACUUUUGGAGACUUUCCAGCGCAACAACGCUCUGUUGGAGCAGAUAAUGAAAUGCCUGGAAUCCUAUCUGGAAACCAAGCGAGUUGCCUUCCCUCGCUUCUACUUCCUGUCCAAUGACGAGCUGCUGGAUAUUUUGGCCCAAACUCGGAAUCCCCAUGCUGUUCAGCCACAUUUGCGUAAGUGCUUUGACGCCAUUUCAAAACUGGAGUUUGGAAUGAAGCCGGCAGAAGAAGGAGAAGAAUCCAAAGAAGGCGCAAAGGAGGGCAAAAAAGAAAAGGCGCCCACCAUGGUUCUGACCACGGACAUUAUUGCAAUGAUUAGCCCGGAGGGGGAACGAGUGCAGCUGAGCAAGGGCUUAAAAGCGCGGGGCAACGUCGAAGACUGGCUGGGAAAAGUGGAGGAAUCCAUGUUCUUAAGCUUGAAGAAGUGCAUGAAGGUUUCAAUCAGCCAUUACAUGCAAAAACCCCGAACUGAAUGGGUGGUGUGCCACGCCAACCAGAUCAUCCUCACAGUGUCUCAGAUAAUGUGGGCCAAAGGAGUCCAUGAAAUCCUGGACGGCGAAGGCAACGUAAUGAAGAAAAUGGAGCAAUACGAGCAGAAGUGCAUUAAGGAUUUAAAUGACCUGGCGGUCCUGGUCAGAUCUGAUUUGGCUUCGGUAACACGCAAGAUUUUGAUAGCCCUGAUUACUAUUGAUGUGCAUGCAAGGGACACCAUUCAAAACAUGGUUAAAAGCAAAGUUAGCAAUAGCAACAACUUUGAUUGGCUGAAGGUGUUGCGCUACUACUGGAUGGAAAACAUCGACGACUGUCUGGCUAAAAUGUCCAGCGCUUCUUACCUUUACGGGUACGAAUACCUAGGAGCAGGCGGUGUUCUUGUCAUUACGCCCCUAACCGACAAGUGCUAUUUGUGCCUGAUGGGUGCCCUUCAACUUGACCUCGGCGGAGCCCCGGCAGGUCCUGCAGGAACAGGCAAAACAGAAACCACCAAAGACCUGGCCAAGGCUCUGGCCAUUCAAUGUGUGGUGUUCAACUGCUCGGAGGGCCUGGACUACAAGAUGAUGGGGCGCUUCUUCUCCGGAUUGGCCCAGUCGGGCGCCUGGUGCUGUUUUGAUGAAUUCAACCGCAUCGAUAUCGAAGUGCUCUCGGUUAUCGCGCAACAGCUCAUCACCAUCCGCAAUGCCAAAGCUGCUAAAUUACAAAGGUUUAUGUUUGAGGGACGGGAAAUCAAGCUGAUUCAAAAGUGCGCGGCUUUUAUCACCAUGAAUCCCGGAUAUGCUGGAAGGACUGAGUUGCCGGACAAUUUGAAGGCCCUGUUUAGGCCCAUAUCGAUGAUGGUACCUGACUACGCGCUAAUCGCCGAAGUGAUUUUAUACUCGGAAGGGUUCGAGUCGUCGAAAAAUCUAUCACAAAAAAUGGUCCAAAUGUACAAACUGUGCAGUGAGCAGUUGUCGCAACAGGACCACUACGACUUCGGCAUGAGGGCCGUUAAAAGCGUUCUGGUGAUGGCCGGGUCCCUGAAGAGGGCCAACCCCGAUCGAAACGAGGACGUGGUUCUUAUCUGUGCCCUGCGGGACAGUAAUCUUCCGAAGUUUUUGUCAGACGAUGCCGUUCUGUUUCAAGGCAUUUUGGGCGAUCUGUUCCCGGGCACUGAACUCCCAGUGAGCGACUACGGAGUGUUCCAAGAGACCAUGGUGGAGAUAAUGAAGAGCAACAAUCUGCAGCCAGAACUAUGCAUGAUCAACAAAGUGAUUCAGCUCUAUGAGACCAUGAUAGUGAGAUGGGGCGUUAUGCUGGUUGGGCCGACUGGGGGCGGAAAAACGACGAUUUUAAAUACCCUGAAUGGAUCUCUAACCAAAAUGUGCGAAGACGGACAAGAGGGUCCAUUCUACCACCAAGUGCACACUUACAUCAUGAAUCCCAAAGCCGUCUCUGCUGGGGAAUUGUAUGGAGAAGUCAAUGCUUUUACCUUGGAAUGGCGCGAUGGACUCAUGGGGAUAAUGAUGAGAACUGCUGUACAGUCCACCACUGAGGAUCAUCAGUGGAUAAUCUGUGACGGUCCGGUAGACGCCGUGUGGAUAGAGAAUCUUAACACCGUCCUGGAUGACAACAAAAUGCUCUGUUUGGCCAAUUCGGAAAGGAUCAAGUUGACCCCGUACGUUCACAUGGUGUUUGAGGUGCAAGAUCUGGCUCAAGCCUCUCCCGCCACUGUUAGCAGAUGUGGAAUGGUGUUCGUCGACUCUGAGGAACUCAAGUGGAUGCCCUACGUGAAAUCCUGGAUAAACACUAUCAGCGACAGCCUUUUGAAUGAAGAACUGAAGGAAUUUCUUACCAGCCUUUUUGCCACUUAUGUGCAAGACGGCUUUGACUUUGUGAAGAAAAAUUGCAUCUACGCAAUACAUCAGGUCGAGGUUUCAAAAGUGAAAAUGAUAUGUUCGCUGAUCCAGAGCCAUAUGGCUCUACCAGGCGCCAUGGAGAAGAUUGGGGAAAGGGCCAAAGUGCGCUGUUUCGUCUGCCAAGUAUUCAUCUCUUCGUACAUGUGGGGCCUUGGAGGCAACAUCACAGAAGAUAGCAGGGAGAAGUUUGAAGUGUUCGUUCAGAGCCAGUUUGAGGAAUGCAGCGACGCCAGGUUGCCUCCUGGCCAGGACAUGUGGUACGUCUACAUGGACGUCCAGACCAAGCGCCUAACCCCAUGGCAGAACAUCAUGCCUCAGUUCGUCUACGACAAGGAGACGCCCUUCUUUGACACCUUGGUGCCCACUCUGGACACGGUGCGCUUCGGCUACAUUAUGGAGCGGCUGAUCCAUGUGGGACACCCGGUAAUGAUAACGGGGGACACGGGAGUGGGAAAAUCUGUAGUGGCCAAGGAUGUGCUGAACCGGUUGGGCGCAUCCGAGCAUUUUGUGCCCGCCACCAUGAACUUCUCGGCGCAAACGAGCAGUAUGCGAACGCAGGAGAUUAUUGAACUGAAGCUGGAGAGAAAGAAGAAGACCUUGUUGGGAGCUCCAUUAGGGAAGAAAGUGAUUAUAUUCAUUGAUGAUGUCAACAUGCCGAAGCUGGAGACUUAUGGGGCGCAGCCCCCAAUCGAGUUGAUCAGGCAACUAUUAGACUAUGGCGGUUUGUACGACCGAGAAAAACUUUUUUGGAAGGACAUUCGUGAUGUGAUUCUGACCACGGCAUGCGCGCCGCCUGGCGGCGGCAGAAACCCUCUCACCCCACGAUUUGUGCGGCAUUUCGGAAUGCUGUUAAUACCCUCACCAAACGAGUUGGCCCUUAAAGCUAUCUUCAAGGCGAUCUUAAAGGGUUUUUUGAACGAUUUUUCCAACGAAUGUCGCGACUUGGGCGAUUACAUGGUCAACGCAGCUGUGGACAUUUACGACCGGAUCGCCAGAGACUUGCUACCUACACCUUCAAAGUCCCAUUAUAUUUUCAAUCUGAGGGAUUUGUCCAAGUGCGUGCAAGGAGUGACGCAAGCGGACGCCGGCACCAUGAGGGGAGAGAUGGAAAUUAUGCGCCUGUUUUACCAUGAAUGCUUGAGGGUGUUUCAUGAUAGGCUGAUAAACGUGGAAGACAAGUCAUACUUCUACUAUCUGAUGAAGGAGAUUUGCUCUCGGAACUUUGGCACGCCGGUGCUGCAACUGCCCGACAACACCGGUCUGAUUGAAAACCCGCCUAUUUUACUAUUUGGCGAUUUUAUGCAGUUUGGGGCCGAGCGGGAAAACCGCAUUUAUGAGGAACUGAAGAACAUUGAUAAAGUGAAGAGCCUUCUUCAGGAUUACUUGGAUGACUUCAACCUGAUGUACAACAAGGACAUGCAGGUGAUAUUCUUCAUGAUGGCUGUGGAACAUUGUGUACGAAUAGCGCGCAUUUUGCGCUCAGAACGGGGCAACGCCCUCUUAGUGGGGGUGGGCGGCAUGGGAAAACAGAGCUUGACUAAACUCGCCUCCCAUGUGAACGGCUACAAGUGCUUCCAAAUUGAGCUGGUGCGCAACUACGACCACUCCUCCUUCUUCGAGGACUUGCGUAAAAUGUACGCCCACGCCGGAGUGGGAAAUAUGGACACGGUGUUUCUGUUCACCGACACUCAAAUCGUGCAGGAGGAAUUCUUGGAGGAUAUCAACAAUAUGUUAAACUCUGGUGAUGUGCCAAAUCUCUUUGAGGCCGAUGAAUACGAGAAAGUCGUCAUCGGCUGCAGGGAUGCGGCGAAAAAGGCUGGAUGUCCAGAUGGCCGCGACCACAUCUACGAGUACUUCAUUAGCAGAGUGAGAAGCAAUUUGCACCUGGUAAUUUGUAUGAGUCCAGUAGGGGAUGCCUUCAGGCGUCGUUGCCGAAUGUUUCCCUCAUUGGUGAACUGUUGCACGAUAGAUUGGUUCGAAAAGUGGCCCCAAGAAGCUCUACUAUCUGUAGCGCAGUCCAGCCUAAAAACCCUGGGGAGCGUCGAACUGUGCGACAGCCUGGCCAUAGUUUGCGUGACUAUACAUGAAAGUGUGGAGAUUAUGACGGAAAAGUUCUAUCGGGAAAUGAAGCGCUACUACUACACAACCCCCAGCAGUUACUUGGAGCUGAUCAAGCUCUACAAAGUCAUGCUCAGAGACCGCAAGGAUAAAAUCACCAAGACUCGCGAUAGGAUCGCUAAUGGGCUGCAGAAACUGUAUCAAACAAACGACGUUAUCGACACCAUGAAAGAGACGUUGAUUGCUUUGGAGCCGGAAUUGGCCAAAAAGUCGAUAGCAGUGGCGGAACUAAUGAAAAAUCUGGCCAAGGAGCAGAAAUCCGCCGAUAAAGUGCGAGUCACUGUUAAAGGCGAUGAGGAAACUGCCAAGGCUAAAGCUGAUGAAACUCAAGUGUUAGCCGACGAUGCUCAAAGAGAUUUGGACACCGCCCUGCCUGCUUUGGACGCAGCCACCAAAGCCCUGGAGGCGCUGAACAAGAACGACAUCAAUGAAGUGAAAGUGUUUCAAAAACCGCCAAAACUCGUCCAGUUUGUGAUGGAAAGCGUUUGCAUUCUACUUGGAGCGAAGACUGAUUGGGCUGCGGCCAAAGUGGUGCUGGGCGACACAAACUUCUUAAAGAAACUGCAGGAUUACGACAAAGAUCACAUUACCGAUCUGAUGCUGAAGAAAUUGAAGACCUACAUCGAGCAUCCCGAUUUUGUUCCUGAGAAAGUGGUUACAGUAAGCAGGGCCUGCAAGAGUCUGUGCAUGUGGGUACGCGCUGUCGACAUGUACGCCAAAGUGUACAAAAUCGUGGAACCCAAAAGGAAAAAGCUCCAGGGAGCGGAGAAAGAACUGAACGCAGUGAUGUCUUUGCUGAGGGAGAAGCAAAAGCAGCUGGCAGACGUUGAGGCCAUGAUUGCAGGCCUGGAAGCCAAGUUCAAUGCUACAGUGGCUGAGAAGGAGGCGUUGGAGAACAACAUCGCACUCACAUCUGCAAGGCUCAAUAGAGCGGGGCGGCUGAAUAUUGCGCUAGGCGACGAGCAGACUAGAUGGGAAGAAAGCGUCAAGAAAUUUGCCAUUGAACUGACCAACUGUGUGGGGGAUGUGCUCAUGGCGGCCGCCUGCGUAGCUUAUCAAGGGGCGUUUACUGCAAACUACCGACAAGAACUGACCAGCAUGUGGGAGACGAAAUGCAUUGAACAGUCCAUCCCAUCCACAGAGAAUUUCAAUUUGCUAAAUGUACUGGCGGACGCUUACGAGAUCAGAAUGUGGAACUCCUGCGGCCUGCCAAGAGACAGUGUUUCGACCGAAAAUGCCAUCAUGGUCACGAAAGCAGGCCGCUGGCCGCUAAUGAUUGAUCCUCAAGAGCAAGCCAACAGAUGGAUCCGGCAAAUGGAGGGUGGCAACAAUUUGAAAAUCAUUAAACUGACCGAUUCGAGCUUCAUGCGCGUUUUGGAAAACGGGAUUCGAAUAGGAAUGCCGGUUCUUUUGGAGGAAGUGGGAGAAACUCUCGAUCCCACCUUGGCGCCCAUACUCAUGAAGCAAACCUUCGUACUGGGCGGGAGAACUCUAAUCCAUCUGGGCGAUUCGGACGUGGAAUAUGACCAGAACUUCAAGCUCUACAUCACAACCAAACUGGCUAAUCCGCACUAUCUUCCGGAAAUUUGCAUUCAAGUGACCAUCGUCAACUUCACGGUCACACCAUCCGGCUUAGAAGAUCAGCUAUUGGCGGAUGUGGUGAGAUUGGAAAGGCCUGAGUUGGAGCAGCAAAGGAACGAGCUGGUUGUGCGCAUUAACGCCGACAAGACCCAGUUGAAGGGCAUCGAGGAUAAGAUUUUGUACCUUCUGUAUCACUCUGAGGGCAACAUUCUGGACGAUGAAGAGCUCAUUGAAACUUUGAACGAGAGCAAAGAAACUUCUGCCAUCAUAGAAGCAAGACUGGUUGAAACGGAGGCUACGGAAGAAAAAAUUUCGAUUGCACGCGAAAAGUACCGAUCAGUCGCCACUAGGGGCUCGGUACUGUACUUUGUGGUUGCCGAACUUGCGGAAAUCGACCCCAUGUAUCAAUACUCGCUAAAAUACUUCAGCCAAGUGUUCGACAAUGUCAUCCUGACCUCUACCAAAGAUCCAGUUUUGGAGAAACGCUUAAACACACUUAGAGUAGAAAUUACUCUAGCGGUUUAUACAAUUAUAUCUAGAGGGCUCUUCGAAAGGCAUAAGUUGGUGUUCAGUUUCAUGCUGUGCAUUGCCAUCAUGCAGCAGGAGGGCAGGAUUUCGGAGGUUCAAUGGAGCUUCCUGCUUAGAGGGCCGGUUGGCAGUAAAAGUGGCACAAAAAAACCCGAUGUGGCGACAGUGACCGAUGGAAUGUGGCAGGCCGCGAAUUAUUUGGCUUCUUCCUACGAGCAGUUUCGGGGUCUGCCCGAAGAAAUUACCAGGGCGAUGACUGUUACAGUGGGAAGUUACCAUUUGGUGAUCAAAGUGGUAUCCACCGCUCUAGCGAGUAAAGUGGACUGGGAUCACACCCUGACGGACUUUGAGAAACUGAUGCUGAUCAAAACCAUGCAGGAAGAAAAGCUGGUUUUUGCCAUUACAGAGUUUGUCAAGCUCAACUUGGGGCAGGCCUUCAUCGAGAGCCCGCAAGUAUCAUUGAAUCUCUUAUAUCAGGACACGUCCAAUGCAGUUCCCCUAAUAUUCGUUCUGAGCACCGGUUCUGAUCCGUUCGGAGCUUUUCAAAGGUUUGCAGCCGAAAUGGGCUUCACUGAGAAGCUGAAGUCGAUUUCUCUAGGCCAAGGGCAAGGCCCGGUAGCCGAGCGUUUGAUUCACGGCGCUCUGGAAACUGGCGACUGGAUUUUCUUGCAGAAUUGUCAUCUGGCCACUUCCUGGAUGCUUUCCAUGGAGCGGAUUGUGUUGGAAAUUGCCGAAAACGCGGCCAAACUCAACAAAGCCUUCAGGUUGUUCAUGAGCUCGAUGCCUUCCAAGUGCUUCCCGGUGGCUGUUUUGCAGAAUUCAGUUAAAGUUACCAACGAGCCUCCCAAAGGGUUGAGGGCCAACAUGAAGAGAGCGUUUGCGGAGAUGUUGGAGGGAUUUUUCGAGGAGCAUCCUCUGCAGCAAAAGUGGCGAACGAUUCUGUUUGGAAUCUGCAUGUUUCAUGCAGUGGUGCAGGAGAGGAAGAAAUUUGGCCCACUGGGAUGGAAUAUUGUCUAUGAGUUCAACGAUAGUGAUAGGGACUUUGCCUUCAACACGUUCCAGAUGUUUUGUGCUGAAGGAGUUAUUCCUUGGGACGCUUUGGAGUAUUUGACUGGGGAGAUAACUUAUGGUGGCCGAGUGACCGACUACUGGGACCUCAGAUGUCUCAAGACCAUUCUAAGAAUUUUCUUUUCGGCCCAAACUUUGACGAAAAAUUACAAAUAUUCGGCGUCAGGGACGUACUAUUGUCCGGAUUACUCGCACUUGGCAGAAUACCGGGAAUUUAUUGACAAAUUCCCCAUUAUUGAGGAACCGGAAAUUUUUGGGAUGCAUGAAAACGCCAAUAUAGCUUUCCAGAUAAAAGAAACGCAAACGGUUAUCCGAACCAUCAUGGAGUGCCAGCCCAGAUCGGAUGGAGGUGGUGAAGGCAAGUCAAGUGAUGAGAUCGUGUAUGAGCUGGCGGACAGCGUUAUCAACGCGAUUAUCCCCCAAAUUCAGUCGGAAGAAGUCAACAUUUACCUGUUUAAGAAAGAUGACAAAGGUCGCGUGCCUUCGCUGACCACCGUCCUGACGCAAGAAAUUGACCGAUAUAAUAAGCUGUUGAAACUCGUCCACUCCUCAAUGGACCAGCUGAAGAAGGCCAUCAAGGGCCUGGUGGUGAUGUCUGAAGCCUUGGAGGACGUUUAUAAGGCCUUCAUGAACAACCAGGUGCCAAAGAUGUGGUCAGCCAAGGCGUACAAUUCGCUCAAGAGUCUUGGCAGUUGGGUGUUUGAUCUCACUUUACGGUUGGAUUUUAUUAGUAUUUGGUUACGGUCAGGCCAUCCAAUCUCCUAUUGGCUUUCGGGGUUCUAUUUUCCACAAGGUUUCCUCACGGGCACGCUUCAGACGCACGCACGAAAAUACAACCUGCCCAUCGAUAAGCUGAAAUUUGACUUUGUGAUUAAGCCAGUCAAUCUGAGCCAGGAAGAGAUCAAGUUGGAGCACGAUGCUGAAGGCAAAGAGGUCUACGACUUGUACCGCCCCUUAGUAGCACCAGAAGACGGCGUCCUAGUUCAUGGCCUAUUUGUGGAUGCCGGCAGGUGGGAUAUGAAGGCAAUGAAGCUGGUUGAUCCCAAACCCGGCGAAAUCAACCCCCCGUUUCCGGUAAUUCACAUGACGCCCACUACGAAUAUGCCGGAAGACGAUCCUCGCUACGUCUGCCCUUUAUACAAGACCUCCAUAAGGGCGGGAGUUCUUUCUACCACUGGCCACAGUACCAACUUUGUGAUUGCGGUGCUGCUGCCCACCGCACAAGCACAGAGCUACUGGAUUUUGAAAGGAACUGCCCUAUUGACUCAAAUCACCGACUAGAAUAAUGAUGUUUUUGUCAAUUUGCCAUCAAAGUUUUUAUUAAACAGUUUAUCAAUU
Dendroctonus ponderosae (mountain pine beetle) is the source of this 12237-nucleotide messenger RNA. It is a transcript of the gene Dhc16F, whose product is annotated as dynein axonemal heavy chain 6. The record is from RefSeq and is a predicted model, not a curated record. Lineage: Eukaryota; Metazoa; Arthropoda; Insecta; Coleoptera; Curculionidae. The transcript has 65 exons. The coding region runs from base 58 to 12180 and encodes 4040 amino acids. Gene Ontology annotation, biological process: microtubule-based movement. Gene Ontology annotation, molecular function: minus-end-directed microtubule motor activity; ATP hydrolysis activity; dynein light intermediate chain binding. Gene Ontology annotation, cellular component: dynein complex.